Molecule: messenger RNA, 1406 nt
Organism: Thlaspi arvense
Lineage: Eukaryota; Viridiplantae; Streptophyta; Magnoliopsida; Brassicales; Brassicaceae
Source: the annotation of a GenBank genome assembly
UCUAAAUCAAAUGAGUUGGAAUUGUACGUUACUUGUCCGCUUUUUAGGUGCGUUGACUUUUUGAUGCUUCUUCAUUGGCCUAUUUAUGGAUUACAUAAGAAAGAGAGAAAAUUUCAAGAACGUAUCGCCUUCGUGAGUGAACAGUGAAAGGAGACGACGAUUCACAAUGGGUAAUAAGGGAAAUCUGAUCUUCUUAUGGGCUCUGCUGGUUGCAGUCAUCGCCAUGGCCACGGAGCAUCGUUCCGUUGAGCGAGCUAAGGGCAUCAACGGUCUCGACAAGAUCAUCGUCCGCGACCGUCGUGGCCGAUCUGUCGAGGUUUACUUGUAUGGAGGUCAAGUGACUUCUUGGAAGAAUGAGAAAGGAGAGGAUCUACUUUUUAUGAGUAGUAAGGCAAUAUUCGAGCCUCCAACAGCGAUUCGUGGAGGAAUUCCAGUAUUGUUUCCUCAAUACAGUAACACUGGUCCACUUCCAGGACAUGGAUUUGUUAGAAAUAGGUUCUGGAAAAUUGAUGCUCAUCCACCACCUUUGCCAUCACAUCCUUCUUCUAAUGCUCUAGUUGACCUGAUCCUAAGAUCAUCCCAAGAUGAUUUCAAGAUCUGGCCUCAUAAGUUUGUAUAUAGACUGAGAGUAUCAUUGGGACAUGGAGGAGAUUUGACGUUGACAUCUCGUGUUAAGAAUACUGAUGUAAAGCCGUUUAACUUCACAACUGGUUUUCACCCCUAUUUCUCUGUUUCCGAUAUCAGUGAAAUCCAGGUGGAAGGAUUGCAUAAUUUGGAUUAUCUUGACCAACAAAAGAACAGAACACGCUUCACUGAUCAUGGCAAAGUUAUAACUUUUGAUUCCCAGCUUGACAGGCUAUACCUAAGCGCUCCAAAUAAAAUCAGAAUCGUGGACCACAAGAAAAAGAAGACAAUUGUGGUACACAAAGAAGGGCUAGUUGAUGCUGUGGUGUGGAAUCCAUGGGACAAGAAAGUGUCCGAUUUGGGAGUUGAAGAUUAUAGGCGUUUUGUUGCUGUGGAACCCGUGGCUGUGGCGAAACCCAUCACAUUGAAACCCGGUCAAGAGUGGAAAGGAAUAGUCCAAGUGUCUGUGGCUCCUUCUCGCCACUCCAGAAGAAAGCUACUCCAAGUGUCUGCGCUUCCUUCUCGUUGCUCCAGAGGAAAGCUUGGCCCCCAAAAAUGCCUUCCUCAUACUUAAAACUUGAAACUGUCCUUAAAAAAAAGUGUAUCUUUAUAUUCCUUGGAACAUCAGAUGGUGAGUUAUUCGGCAUCCAAACCGGACCUGACCAGUUGUUGUUUAUUUUGAACUUAAUAUUCGUGGAUCCUGUAAAAGUGUUUUAAUGGCAUACAAUCUAUUGGAUUUAAUGACAUACACAAUCUAUUACCAAUCCAUCUCUUUAAUUUUA